GUUAAAUUCAGUGUUCUUUUGUGAAAAUUAUUGAUUAAGGCCGAUUAAUUAAUUUUAGUGUGGGAAGACUACCAAAAAUUUUCACAUUUUGAGCUGCUGCAUAUUACUUUAAAUCACCAUGUUCGGAGAAUGAGUGAAUGAAAGGAUAUUAGAUGAAAGCAUAGAAAUAAAUCAGCAAAGAAAAAGAUGUUCAAAAAGUUUUGAGCAUCAGUCAAAGGAUUUAUAACCAAACUCUCUACUGAUUUGUUUUUAUGUACCGUUUUGAAUGAACUCCUAACUUUUAAAAGGUGUUACUUUUGAAUUGAUGCAGAUGAAUUAAUAAAUUUUAAUGCAUUGUCUACGAAUAUGGUCAAUAAUCAUACCAAUAGUUAUGAUUGUUGUGAGACACAACACAGGCUUUAGUUCUAGAGAUGUUUUAUUGAAUGGUGGUUACAUUGGCUGUCUGUACCAAGAAGUGUGUCUGACUGGAGAGAUAUGUCACAAUGAUUCUCUCUUCGGAAGGUGUGUUCCUGAUAAUGUUCAGGAUCAUUUAUUUGAUGCUCGCUACUCACAAAUGUACAAACUGAAAUCUCUUCCUUUGUUUAAUAAACCACAAAAAUAUAACUGGGCUGACACAACGCUUCAAUGUUUAUUGAGAGCAAUGAUUCUGGAGUAUGAAUCUCAUUCAAUCUUUGUUGAUCCCAAAUCGUUUUGUUUAUACCAGUAUGAUAUGGAGGAUGGUGAUAAUAUUGAUGGUCAAUUCCAUAGUCAGUAUGUAAAACGUGAUGUAAGGAAAAAUCGUGGAUAUCCAAAUUUUAUGCUUAGCAACCCACUGAAAACUAUAAAACCUUAUUAUUUUCCUGAAAAUUCAUAUGAACAUAUAAAUAAUGACAAUGACUAUAAUCGGUGGACUGAUAAUCCUAUUAAUAAAGGAAUGAAUGCAGAAAUGAAGAACAAUGAAGAAUUAGAUCACUUCAGUAAAAACAUUCAGCAAAUGCUACGUUUAUCUGGGAAUUAUGAAAAUAAUGAGAACAUAGAAUUUAAUGGAGAACAAGAAUUAGCGAAUAGAUUGACGGAUGAUUCAAACAAAGACAACGGUGAUAUGGCUGACAAAUUAAAUCAGGAUUAUCUACUCUCAGGCAAAUAUAUGCAAGAACCAUUACUCGGUGAAACAUUACCUUCUGAAUCGCAGGCACAACAACAAGAAGAAACGAUCAUACCAUCAAAAUCAGUCACUAGAUUACGAGCACAAAAGGUGGGGUCUGGAUCAUAUAAACCAUUGGAACGUAGAUGGAUUUGGGUUAAAUUUUUAAAUGGACCAAUAACCAAUCAAGAAGCACAACUCAUUUUACUUAAAAUAUCACAUGAUUUAAAGCUAACAUCUCCAAUUUCAUUUUUUUUCUUUGAUAAAUCGAGACGUGUAUUAUACUUUCAUGUUCCAUCUAGUGCUGGAGUUUCCGCUGAUACUAUUGUUGAUGCCCUUAAUACAAAGAUGAAUUCAAUAGAUGGUUAUUCAAUUGAAGAUGUUGGGUUUGGCCGUGGAGCUGUGAAUACAGUAAAUACACAUUCCAGUACAAAUGCUCCUACUGAAUCCCCCCAACCGUCGCUUCUGCAUCGUUCUUUAGACGAUGAAAGUUUAAAAAAAACUGGCCAAGUUAAAUGGGAAAAAUAUACAAUGACAAUAGUUCUGUGUUCAACCAUACUUACUGCAGUUGUUUUACUUACAGCAAUUUAUAUAGUUCAAAUCUGUCGAACAAAGCGUAAAUCUAAAAGUGAAUCAAAUGAAAAAUUAUCUUGUCAAUCAGAUGAUUCACCUCAUCUAGAACGUAAAAAGCUUUCACAUAACAAUAACCUGUCUGGAUCUCAACAAAGUAGUGUUUCAUCUUGGUCAAGUGAACCAAUCCCAUGUAGUAUUGAUGUUCCAACUGGACAUAUAAUUUUAUCAUAUAUGGAAAAACAUUUGCAAGAUAGAAAUCAACUCACAGAAGAUUGGAAUUCAAUUGAUAAGUAUGUGUCUGAGGAAAGUAUUUUGUAUGAAGAAGGUAAAAAUCCAAAAAAUCAGUCUAAAAAUCGAGGAUGUGCACCAAUACCAUAUGAACAAUCUCGAGUUAAACUUCGAUCUGGCGAUAACGAUUAUAUUAAUGCAUGUUUACUGGUAAGCAUACAUAUUAUUACUGUAAUUUUCAUACUUUUGAUUAUUCAAAUGACAAUAUUUGAUAAUGAGAUUCACUGGGAACAUAUAAAAUAGACAAUUUUCAGAAGGGUAAUGUAAGCUAGAAAUAGAAGAAAGAACUAAAAAGUGAAUUAUUUUUAUUCUGUAAGUUGUACUAUUAUUUCUUUUUAGAACCAACAUUCAAACUCAUCCAUUAUUUUCACAUACAAUAAAAUCAGUAAAUCAAGUGUACUAACACAUGGGCAUAUUGUUAUAUACAAAGUGUAUUUACUGCAGAAUAUUAUUUUACCAAAAUAAUUAGUUGGGUUAAUUGUCACCGUAAGAUAUGAACUGGAAUUUCAACACCUAGACAGAUAAAUCCUGAUAAGACUGAAAAAGACAUCUAACGGUUUAAAUUCUUAUUUAUAACUAUACCAUGAGUACCUAUUUGAAUAAACGUUACAUGUCAAGAAACGUUACGACUACUGUAAUUCAUUAAUUUGGUAGACAGUUCUCCAUUAGGGCGUUUUUCACAAUCGAAUGUCAAUAUUAUUAAAUAACGAAAUCAUGUCAAUUGUGCAGCAGUGAUCAAUAGUACCAUAAACGUAUUCAUUCAAAUAUACCGUAUUUUGAUUGAGGAAUUUUUUAUUUUAAAGCUGUGCUGAUUGUAGAGAAUAGCGUAAUUUCUUUAAACCACUUUAGAUAUUUAUUCAAUAAAAUGUUUAAGGCGAAACCUAUAUUAGUAAUAAAUUAUCUUCAUCUCAUUAUAAUGACUUAGGGCUUUCGAAGUUUAACAUUAAAAUACUCUAUAGUACCAUUACAAACUUUUAACUGCCAAGUUCUAGAUGAUGUUUCACGUAAACCUCCAUGAGGUUAGUCAUCUAAGAUAUUUAUUAUUUCAUAUAAAUAUAAAUCUAGAAAAAAUUUAAAUGAACCAUACACUAGCAAUUAGUCUGAUGUAUAUUUAAACUCAAGUAAGAUUUAACACAAGGUUCAUUAAAUCUUCCGAACUAACACCGAAGUUAUUAUUAAGUUUACUCAACGAUUCAAACCUAAUGAAUGAACUGUCAAAUCCCGAAAUCGAAACACAACUUGACUACAAUAAGGUCCCGUUAAUAAUAAUGACAUAAAAAAUCUAUUUCAAAAGCCCCAAUUAUUGAGCUAUUUCAGGUUUUUACUGGGUCAACGUUCAAUCAAGGAAGAUGUGAUUCCUUCAAUAGUUAUACGGGAAUCAUUCACAGAAACUACAAUGAUGAAUACCAAUAAUCGAAGCGAGAAAUAAGUACAUAAAAUAUGGGGACUGCUGUGAAUAACUAGGUUUUCAAAGAACAAACAAGAAAUUAAGAAGACGCAUUUCUUAAUUAAUAUUAUGGGUCAGAACUAUUAUUAAUGGUCAGGACUUAAUUCAUCGGAUAUAUGACACUAAUCCAAGAAAUCCUGUUUAUAUCGCUACAAUAACUCCAACAGUCAAAUCAGUUCCAGAUUUUUGGUUAAUGGUUUGGGAACAAGGAUGUGUUGUAAUAGUUUGCUUAGAACGUACUGAUGAAUUAAAAAGAAUGGAUGAAAUUGAUCAGUUUGAAUUGAAUGAUGCUUCAGUGAAAUAUUGGCCUAAUGAAGGUAGUCAAGUUUAUGGUUCUUUUGAAGUACACCUGGUUUCCGAACACAGUUGGAGCGAUAAUUACAUUAUUCGUUCAUUUUAUCUUAAAAGCAUUGUGACAAAUGAAACACGUACCGUUACCCAGUUUCAUUAUCUUACAUGGAAAGAUGAGAAUCUGAUGGAAAAUAGUAAGCCUAUGUUGGAAUUCAGACGGUAAGUUUGAUUGUAUUGAGUGAUAUUAUUUACAUCAAAAAGCGUUUGUAGAGGUAUGAUUGCUUUUCCAUUAGGAAACGAUUAUGUGCAAAACUGUAGCAGGAAUGAAGAUAGAAUACAACUUUUAUCCAAACAUAAAGUACCCAACAAGGGUAGUGAUCAAUGAGGAAGAUAUUCGACAUUUAGUUCUUGUGGGUGUUAGUCAUCGUUAAAUUUAUAUAUAGGUAUCUAAAGAUUUAAGUCAUCAUCAGAAGCCACACAUAGAAGGAUAGAUUUGUUAAAUCUGAGUAGUGUCUAUUAUUACUGUGAUGUAGUUCAAUCGUUCAACGUUAAUGAACCCGCGAAAGAUAUAAAGGUAGUUGGUUCGAAAUCAAUAAGGGAGUAAAUUUUCCUCGGAAAGUACGUUAAGACAAUUUUUAAAAUUUAUGAAAUAACAAGAAACUCUAGAUGAUUUGGGUAAUCUGUGAAUAAAAUAAUUCCAUCAUAUCAGCUCCCAGGUAACAUAAGUAUUGAGUAUGAUACUUUCAAUCAACGCAAUUAUAAGCCACUAGUCCUAUACACUUGUAUAUUUCUAUGGGUAAAACCUUUAUAUUUAAGUGAACAACUUAGAGACUGUUACUUACUGACCUUUAAAAGAAAACCUAAUUGUUCAUCUGUUUCUUUAAAACUCCAGGAAGGUCAAUCGUUCAUUCCGGGGAAUAAUGAGCCCUAUUGUGGUUCACUGCUGGUGAGUAACAAUCUUUCACCAAAUCUUUUUAGUUAUGAAGAAUUCUACUGGCAGUUUCUCUUUACCACAUAAAAAAUAGCAGUGAACAAUAAAAUCUAUGGUAUUACAUGCUAAUGAUCAUAGAUUUUGUUCUGAUGUUUACUGAAAUGUUUAAGAUGAAUUUAUAUUCAUGAGCUGACGUAUUAAUAAACCAAGUAUCGUAGUUAUGUAAGUUGGAAGUCGAAAACCACGUAUACCUGAAGUAACAAACGCGUUUUGUAAUAUCAGUUAUCUGAUACAAUUCUCGUUCAGUUAGUAGACUAAAAAUAUAAUGGUAAAUACUCAGUAAGACGAAAUAUAAUACUGAAAGGGACUAAAAAAAUUAGCUUGAUAGAAUGAAUAAAGAAAAUUCCAUACAGUAAACGUUACAAAUAUGUAAUAAAAUGGGGAAUUAUUGCACUAAAUGAGUGAAUAUCAAAUUUAAAAUCAGGUUAUUUAGAGUAUGAUAUAACAGGUCAAUCAGAAUUAGCCAAAUGAGGUCAUUUGAUGUCGAUUAGAUAUCAUUGAAGAGACAAAUGCAUACCAUUGGCUAAAGAAUACAUUGAUUCUUUAAGGGGGUAGAAAUGUACAUUUAUAUAUAAAUGAGUAUUUAUACAUGUACUCGGUAGCCCAAUAGACUUCCUUUCAAUCUUAUGUUCUAAUUCAGUGGUUGGCUGCGCGUAGCACGGUGUGUAUCAGAUCAGACCUCCGAGACUUUCUUCAUAACAAAGUUAUUACCGUAAUUUAGUUUCAUAUCUUACUAAGAUUAAUUGUGAAUAACUGUUUUCUGAAUUCAGUUACAUGAAGUAAUUUAGUACAUUGACUAAAAGUCUUUUACAACAACAAAAUAAAAGGGAGGUAUAGGAAUAACGAGAAAAUUAACAUAAAUAGAGAAAAGGAAAUAAACAGGUUCGAUAGUCAAAUGUGAAGAAUGAAUAGAUUGACUAUUUGGACUAAUUCCAAUCAAAUAGCAUACAGUUUCUUAUCACUGUGUUGCUUUUUAAGCUUCGAGACUAACAACUGAGAAGUUUCUUUCAUUCAAUCCAACUCGGCUAUCAGGCACAAUUUAGUAUAUUUGGUUUUAAGCCACAAUUCAAGUAUGAGGUGUAGCGAUGCCACCCAAGUGCCUAAACGAAGCGGCAAGGGAUUCGAUCUGGUAAAAUGAUGAAUGAAAGUCGAGCAAAUUGAUUAUUGAGCCACCUCUUUCCAUUUCAGACCUUAUUGUUCAUUAUGGUGAUGAAUGACAAGACGCAGAUUGUUUGUCUAGGAUUCCACUUAUGAGAGUUAAGCUUCAUCCAUGAUUAAAUAAGUUCGUAAGAAAAUAAAUUUACAAUUCCCUACUGGCUCACAGAUGUAAAUUCUAUUAAUUUUAUUCUUAGUGAUGGAUGCGGACGAACAGGUGCCUAUAUUUUGUUGGAUCUGGUCCUAAAUCGUAUCACUAAGGGUGUAAAAGAAAUCGAUAUAGCUGCUUCACUGGAACAUCUAAGAGAUCAAAGGCCAAAUAUGAUUAAAACAUUGGUAGGUCCCCUAUUUUUUGUAAAAGAAAAAAGAGAAGGGAUUAGAUAAUAUCUACAUGAGUUCAUUCCAAUUCUUAGGUUUUAGAUUCUAAGAAUAUGGAAAAAUAAUAUUACCAACUAGGUGAUACAGGUUUAGUUAAAUGGUGUGUGCACGGAUCUGUAGGCUUGAUUUUUAUUGGCUAUUCUGAAUACAAAAAGCUCCUUUCUGUUGAAGAUACAGUUUUGUAUUUUAACAGACGUACACAGUUUAAGGUGAUUAGCUAGUUCUAUCGUCAGUCUACUAGUUAAGAAUCGAACUGCACUCAACCACUUAACAUCAACAGAGUCCAUUCAACAUAGUGAACUUAGGAUACGUGGAAAUAAUGUACAGAAAACUAUAUGACUGUUUCUAUUGUUUUGAAACGAGUAUCUCAGAAGAAACCUACCUGGGACAGUUAAUCAUAUCGAGUUAAUGAGCAAUAUACUUUCUCAGAUCAUGACAAUUCUCUUCAAUGAACUAGCACAACUGUGUGCUUAUCCACUUAAAACCCUUACGAUAUGUUCUGUGAUGUACAACCGAUGUUGAGAAAUAUACUUAUGUGAAGGCGAGAUAACUUGUCCUUACGACAUGGAACAACGAAGACGGAUAACAGUCCAUGAUCUGAUUUUUUUAUCGGGACCUUAGGGCCACUGUGUGUUGCAACCACCUACCUGUACCUUUUAGUCAUGAUUUCCAUGUUAAUGUAGACAUUUCAUUACCUUCUUCAAGUUAUGCACAUUGGAAAUCUUACUUAUAGUUGAUGACAAACCCUAUGAUAGUUUAUAUUUUGAUAUAGGAAUUCUUCAAUUUCCACGACCGAUUUAUAUUACGAAAUUUAACUGCCCGAACAGGUGCCAGAUUCAAUAUACAAGGUGAAAAAAGUUGUUACAGGCAUUCAUAUGACAUGGCAGAUUGGAAAACAUAUCGCAACUUGAUUUAAACUAAAGCGUCUCUAUAUUAUGAAUGAAAUGUUCUAUGAUUUGGUUUGAAUUAUAUCACCUGAAUGUUGUGUGGGACAAGCACAUAACUGUGCUAACUUGCUCGUAUGGAGAACAAUUAUUUUACUAUUUAAGUAUGACUAGGGACUUUUAUUUGAUAGCAAUACUUCGUGGGUUUUUUUAAAUUUAGGAACAGUAUGAGUUUGUUCUCUCAUCAACUGCUGAAGAAGUAGACGCAAUGCUCCAACCAAGUACAUGAAAAAAGACAGAAUAUCUUCAACAAAGUCAAGACAAAAAAUUUACAUUAUCGUUUGAUGUUACAUUCAAAUUCAAUGAGAUACAUGUGAAAUUUGUGAAUAAACUGCAAUGUCGAAUCAUGCACAUU
Molecule: messenger RNA, 7545 nt
Organism: Schistosoma rodhaini
Lineage: Eukaryota; Metazoa; Platyhelminthes; Trematoda; Strigeidida; Schistosomatidae
Source: the annotation of a GenBank genome assembly